AUGAGAAGGCGGGAUGAGAAGCUCGUUGCGCGGUCUACCUCACUCGUAGCACGGGCCCCGUCACUCGUUCCACCGCGGUCUCCGUCCAAGUCGCCCAAGACCCCGCGGCCGAAGCUGCAGCAUGCUCCGACUGGUUCGAGUAGGCAUCUGCUGGGCCGAGAUAUCGGCCUGAUCCGCUCCUGCUACCGGAGGGCCCGUGCCUUCUAUGCCGAUCGGCGUGACGACCUCUAUGAUCACGACACCACGCUGCAAAAGGCGAUCUGGUCCAUGGUCGUGGCCAUGCGGGAGGUUAUGAAGGAGAGGCGCCGCAUCGCUGGGCUGCUAAUUGCGGGUGCGGCCGCCGAGCAGUUGAAGCAGCAACUGAUGGAGGCGAUGGUGGAGCGCGCCGCCGAGCGCUCCGAAAUGUUGCAGGCGCAGGCCAUCGCCGAGACGAUGUGCCAAGACAUGGGGAAGUUGAGCACCUCACGCUUCAUGACGAGCUUCUCCUACAUCCGGAGCAUCCUCUUCGGUGACUUGGAGGUGGAGCCUGAGGCUGUGCUCCAGACACUCCGGGAGAAGGCAAAGAGCACGGAGAAGGACCGGCGGCAGCUGUCCAAGAACGUUGUCAGCAGCCUCUUCAGCAUUCUUGCCCUGCUCCAUGAUCCCGAGUGGCAAACCGUGUGGGAGAACUACAAGUUCAGUGCUGCGGGUGUUGCGGAUGAGGGUGAGGUGAGUGAUGAUGGUAAGAAGCCUGAUGAGCCCAGUCAGAGCCAGCGUUACAAGCAGCAGCUGUUCGCAAACUUCUGGUCCAAACCAGACCCGCAGCCAGACCCGCGGCCAGACCCGCCGCCCGACCCGCGGCCGGACCCGCGGCCGGACCCGCGGCCGGACCCGCGGCCGGACCCGCGGCAAGAGCCGCGGCCAGACCGGCGGCCAGACCGUCGGCCAGACGAGGACGCACGGAGCAGCGAAUCUAGAAGUGAGGUCCCUGAUGAGAAGGAAUUGAGGCGGAGGAGCACCCUGGAAGACAUGAUGAAGGACUACAAGUUCGAGAGCGAGUCUGUGGGGAGCGCCAGCGAGGGCAGCUCACCGCAGCUGGAGUAUCCCGCUCCUUUCUUUGAAGUCCCCAGUCCAAGCGAGAGGGCAGCACCAAUUCAGCAGAAGGCCGGGUGGCCAACAUCGGAACUUUUCCAGCGGAUUCUUGGGUUUUUGGGGGUUGGUUGGGUUUUGGCCGCGUCUACCUUAAAGAUGGGCACUCGCAAACAAGGGGUUCUGGGAGGGAGCUCUCCUUAA
Messenger RNA from Symbiodinium natans, 1272 nucleotides. NCBI's taxonomy places the organism in Eukaryota, Dinophyceae, Suessiales, Symbiodiniaceae. The record is from the annotation of a GenBank genome assembly.